Pyrus x bretschneideri (Chinese white pear) is the source of this 2703-nucleotide messenger RNA. RefSeq names its product phosphoglycerate kinase-like. Gene Ontology annotation, biological process: gluconeogenesis; glycolytic process; tRNA modification. The coding region runs from base 81 to 2093 and encodes 670 amino acids. The transcript is spliced from 13 exons. Lineage: Eukaryota; Viridiplantae; Streptophyta; Magnoliopsida; Rosales; Rosaceae. The record is from RefSeq and is a predicted model, not a curated record. Gene Ontology annotation, molecular function: ADP binding; tRNA (guanine(46)-N7)-methyltransferase activity; ATP binding. Gene Ontology annotation, cellular component: cytosol.
CACAAUAAACGACACGUCGUUUCAUCUUCUCCGUGCUAAAGUUAAAACGGGCACAGCCAGAGAGGCUCCAUAGCAGAAGCAUGGUUCAACUUCAUGCAACUUUCUCUUUCAGCAACUCUCCCAAAUUCUCAGGUUCUUCUCCCAAACGUCCCCGUUUCUCUCCCACAUCCUCAAGCCUCUCUCCAAAACGUCACCGUUUCAGUGUCGAAUAUCUCAGAGCAAAUCUCCUUGGCACUAAUUUAACAUUUAAUUGUAAGGCCAAUGGAGGAGAAUUGGAUCCCUUGCCUCACUUGCAGACUCUCAGAACAUUUCCAAGGGAGGAGCUUGCUGCAAAAGUUGUCCUGGUCAGAUUUGACUCUGCCCAUUUGCUUCAUGAACAUGUGGAACAACACAGAUUCCAAUCCGAUGCAGUAUUAACGAUUAAGUAUUUAUGCCAAUCCGGGGCUAGAGUAGUUCUUGCUAGUGAUUGGAGUGUUAAAACUAAUCCUAAACUGAGUGUUGCACAGUCUGUUGCAGAUUUUUUGUCAUCUCUUGUCGACUACAAAGUUGCUCCGGUGCAAUGUAUUUCUAACCUGGCAUCAAAGGUGGAAGGUUUUGAGAAAGGAGAUAUUGUUCUUCUUGAGAAUCUUUCUGAGUUUAGAGGGGAAGUUGCCAAUUGUUCAAAAUUUGCUCAAGUAUUGUCAUCAGGAGUUGAUAUUUUUGUUAAUGACUACUUUUCCCGGUCUCAUAAGAUGCUUGCAUCCACCUGUGGAGUUGCUCGCUUCUGCCAUGGAAACUUAGCUGGUUUUCACUUUGAGAAGAGCCUAUCUCAACUUAGAAGGGCUGCAGAAACUGACACAAAACCUUAUGUAGCAAUUAUUGGUGGGGGUAAUCUCUCUGAUAAAGCAGCUGCUUUGCACUCCUUAGCUUCAAUAUGCGAUGGGUUAGUCUUUGUUGGAAUGAUGUCAUUUCAAAUAAUUCACGCCUUAGGGAUAUCUGUUCCCUUGAAUUUCUUGGAACAUGGGGCACUUAAAGAAGCUUUAGAUAUAGUCCAGGUUGCACACAAUAGAAAUGUACAGAUACUAUAUCCAAAAGACUUUUGGUGCAAGAAUGAUUCUCUUCCGAAGCAAUUGGAAAUAUUUCCUGCUCAUGGUAUUCCAGAUGGGUGGGUACCUAUUGAUAUUGGGCCUGUAUCGUUGGUUGAUAUAAACUCCACGCUUACAAAGUGCAAGAAAGUCACUUGGAUUGGUCCAGUAAAAUUCCGUAUGAGUAACUGCACAAAAGGAGCUUCUAUACUGGCCCAAAUGCUGAAUCAACUAAGUCAAAGCAACUGCAGUGUAACUGUUGUUGGGAGUAUGGCAUGCGAAGCAAUGGUGAAGGAAUCAAAUUCUGUCUCUCAUUUGACCACGAUUGAGAAUGCUUCAGUUGUAUGGGAGUUUCUCAAGGGAAGAAAACUUCCGGGGGUCAUGGCCUUAGAUAGGGCAUACCCUUUUGAUAUUGACUGGAUUGCUGCCUAUUCUGAUCCAGCUCAACCUUUGGAAGUUGAUAUUGGAAGUGGUAAUGGAAUGUUCCUUUUCGGGAUGGCCAAAAUAAGGAAGGAUUUGAACUUUCUUGGUUUGGAGAUGAAUAAAAAGCUUGUACAACGUUGCCUGGAUUCUGUUCACCAGUCUGGUAUACGAAACGGGUAUUUCAUCGCAACAAAUGCAACAUCAACAUUCCGUUCGAUUAUCUCUAGUUACCCUGGAAAGCUAGUUCUUGUGUCAAUACAGUGUCCGAAUCCUGAUUUCAGUGAACCAGAACAUAGAUGGAGUAUGCUGCAAAGGUCAUUAGUUGAAGCAAUUUCUGAUCUCCUUACAGCUAAUGGAAAGGUCUUUCUGCAAUCUGACGUAGAGACCGUCUCUGUGAGAAUGAAAGAACAGUUUCACAAAUAUGGUAAGGGAAAGCUUACUGUUCUGCGUGAACAAAGUUAUGUUGUAACGAAUGCAGGGUGGCUUAAGGAGAACCCCUUUGGAGUUCAGUCAGAUUGGGAACGACAUGUCUUGGAUCGUGGGGCUCCUAUGUACAGAUUGAUGCUUCAUAAAUCAAACUCUAGUGAAAGAAGUGAUUGCAGUUAAUGAUGUAGGAAAAUGGCAAGCCUUUUACCAGUGGAGCUAAAUGGGGUAUAGUCUAACUGUGCAGUGGUCUAGACUCAUUUCUCAAUCACAUCUAUUUCUCCCAGCAAUGCUGUCAUUUUAUGGUCGUAAGCCAGCAACAAACGGGUGGCAACAGAUAGUGCAACUGCUAUAAAUAUUUUUUUUACGUUGAGUUUAUUAGCGUCAAAUUGCUGUGCUCUGUUCUAUAACAUAAUCAAGUUGAAUUUAUUGAAAAUUGUCAGUCAAGUGAAUAUGCUGAACUAAUAUGCACAGUUUGCAGGGAUGAACAACUUCCCGAGUUAGAGAGAUGGUGGCGGAUCGACGCUAUUGAUGAAGCACAUGCAGUAUCAAAAGAAUAGGGACCAAAUAUGGUUUGAGAACAUGCAUGUCGGAAGCUUAGCAUCGAUCUUCCCUGCUGGUGUCUGUAAAGCAAAGGAACCACAUUGUGGACAAGCAUCAACAGUAGUUAUCUGAAGUUACCAUCUUUGUCAUUUCGAUCAUUAUAUCUGCAUUUGUAAUCACUGACACUUGUUUAUAACAAUUUUGAAUGUAAGUUCAGUUUAUACCGUAUAAAUUUGCACGUUUUGGGAUA